This is a messenger RNA of Hypoxylon trugodes, 1860 nucleotides long. RefSeq lists its product as uncharacterized. The transcript has 3 exons. Gene Ontology annotation, molecular function: DNA-binding transcription factor activity, RNA polymerase II-specific; RNA polymerase II transcription regulatory region sequence-specific DNA binding; protein binding. The coding region runs from base 1 to 1860 and encodes 619 amino acids. NCBI's taxonomy places the organism in Eukaryota, Fungi, Ascomycota, Sordariomycetes, Xylariales, Hypoxylaceae. The record is from RefSeq and is a predicted model, not a curated record.
AUGGAGCAGACUUUUAUGACCAUCCAUAACCUGUCGCCCGACGCCAACAUCCUCUUCGUAUCUGACUCCAUCGUUGAUAUCCUAGGAUACCAACCACAAGAUGUGCAAGGGAAGUCAUGCUUCGACUACUUUCACCCAGAAGAGGUGCCAUUCGCACGCUCCGUACAUAGCAGGGGUGUCUUGCUCGAUAAGGCAGCGGUUUUGCACUAUGCCCGAAUUAUGUCGAGGGAUGGGCGGUGGAUAAGUUGCGAGUGUUGCUUCACGAUAGUUCAUGAUGUCUUGGUAGCUUGCACAAGUAUCUACAGACGUGGUGAGAAGAGUGAGAGACGGGCGAUAGAAGCACCCCAGAUCCGACGAAUAUUCUCAUCUUCGCCACGAGAUCCUCGAUAUCAUAUGCUUGAGCACCUCUCGCCUAAAUUCAAGAUGCAACCAAUGGAGCGGGAACCUCGCGCGGCUCUUAUACUCAACAGAUUUACUAGGACUUUGUCAGUAAUGUUCGCUACCAAUGCUGUUUCUUCAAUACUUGGCGUGAGACCCGAUCAAAUCCAGGAGAAGAGUUUCUACGAAUGCAUUGCGGAGAAUUGCUUAGCUGACGCCAUCAAAUGCUUGGAAAGCGCCAAAGCAAACGACUCAAUCGCAUACCUUCGGUUCUGGUAUCGCGAUCCUCGAAGGGAAGAAGACUUCGAAGAUGAAGAUGAAGACGAGGAAGAAGAAGAGGACGAAGAUAGCGACGAAACCGAGCUAGAACGCGACAGAGAAACGAGUAAUAGCGAUACUGAGAGUGCAAUGGACGUCGACACUAAUGGGACGCCCGACCAUAAAAUAAAGGCCGAAAACAGUGUCAGCCCAGAACUUUCGAAGACCGACAUCCUUACUAAUGGAGAUUCCCGAGGAUUCUUCCCAUCCUUCCCCGAAACUGGAGCAUAUCAAGUACCGGAUGAUACUUGUCAUCCGGCUCCCAACCCAGCUAGCCAAACACAUGCACGACGAAAUCGUCGUCGGAAUCACAUUCCUACGUUCGAACUCGAAGCCGUGGUCUCCUGUACUUCAGAUGGGCUGGUUGUUGUAUUGAGAAAAGCUCGACCUCCAAUUCCUUCACUACAUCCACCUUUACUUCCUGUCGACUUUGAAAAUGGACUAUUUGCUGCGCCUUGGAGCGAGCAACCCAUCCGACCUCACUAUCCCCCCGAGCAUUUCUACACGUUCCGGCCACCACUUCUACCACAGUAUAUGCCUCUACGAGAACAUGUCAAGACCGCUGGAGGGCCUCCGAUCGAUCAGCUUAUGAAGUCAAUUCGAGAUGUGGCUGUGUUUGCAUGGGCACUAGUGGGUAUCAACGGGAAUAUGGCUGCCUAUGGUCGCGGGGUGCCGAGAGAGAGCUCACAGCCCCACGAUGGAUCCUCAGUUUGGGACCCAAACUCAGCAAAAUCACCUGAUCGUGGCUCCGAAUCACAAUCCGCUCAUCGACAAUGGGGAAGUUCUUCGUCGGACUCCCAUUCUACUAAUUCGACUGGAUCGUCAGAUCUACGUUACCCCCCUGGUUCUAGUGCUGAGGCGUCACAGGGAGGUUACGGUCCUACUUCAGCGGAGUUCAACAGCAGGAAUUCUGGUUACUCGAAUGUGCCCGCGUGGUCGUCCCCACGGCCGUAUACGCCUACAUUUGAAACUUGGCGUUCAUACCCCCAGGCGCAACAUUCGUCCCAACCAUCUUCGUCUAGUUUCAAUCAACCCUCAGCUGAACCGUGGGCAGAAGCAUCGGCUCAAUACACUCAACACAACGCGAAUAAUUACGCGAUUCCUACAACGCAAGCACACGGAUUUGGAGACAACCCAAGAAGCUAUCGAAGUAUGUGGCAGUAA